Molecule: messenger RNA, 2863 nt
Organism: Aureobasidium pullulans EXF-150
Lineage: Eukaryota; Fungi; Ascomycota; Dothideomycetes; Dothideales; Saccotheciaceae
Exons: 2
Coding region: 314-2662 (782 amino acids)
Source: RefSeq, a predicted model, not a curated record
UGACAAUCUCGUCUUUCUGCUCAUUUUCACUUUGCCUACAAGAUUUUUAGUCGUUGGAAGAAGUUGCACCUUCCUCGAUCAUCACUGCCACUUCCCCACGAUCUUAAACGUGUGCGACUUUUCAAAACAGCCGCCGACAACAACUUUCACUCCCUUGCAUGCGCGCGCUGAGGCGCAUCGUAUGGUGCCCGGAAUUUCAUUUUCAUAUGACUUCUUCAACUUCAAUUCAAAGCUCACGACAUAAUGCAACCGCAGACAUCAACUCACAUUUCCGUCUCUUGCAAGAUCAUCCAGACUCAUCGCUCCAGCAGAAAUGAAUCAAGUGGAAGACAACAAAAAAUAUUGCGGUUCCAAAUUGAUCAACGACAUCUCACAGAGCAGACGACCCGUGUUCCUACAACGAAAUCUUCGGCGAGCCUUGGAUCAUCAUGAGCAGAAUCUGAAGAUCCUCAACCAUCGAUCGACAAGUCUUACCUCAGGAGUGGCCGCGUCCAACAUGGGUCUUUUCGAAGGGCUCUCGCGAAUCCUUCCUAGUUUAAAUCUACUAUCUAGGGUCACCAGUGUUAAACCACAGACCUUCAGAGUCCACCCAAAAUCACUGGUAAAGAAAGAAAAGAACAGCGCCGACGCAGAGACACGACCAAAUGUAACUGCCAAGCAUGAGCCAUCUGCGGAUCCAACGUGGCUUCCUGCCCCCAACAACAUCAAAAUAACUUGCAAUAUUACUUGCAUCAUCACGCUCGAUGAUGCCAAUGGUACCAACCCCGCGCGUGUCUUGUAUUCUAAAUCCCAUCCGGCAAACUUGACAGGCGUGAAAGAUGCCAAAGGCCACUUGACCUUUUAUAUUGCUAUGGAGCCUUUCGUUGUCGCACACAAUGAAAUGCUCACAAGCCAUCUUGCGGCCCAUAAUGGAAAUGGAGGGCGCAGAUGGAAGGCAGAACGACUCAAUCAUGCUGUUCUUAGUAUGAGUGUCAGCUGCUUCAACUCUGAAGACGCUUUCCAAUUGCUUUCCGCAGUCGAUCCGGACGUCAUCCCUGGACACAUUGUGGCUCCUGAACAGGCCGAGUUGAGAGCUACCUGGAAAAAGCUUCCCGACUGCCCAAGUACUCCACUACACAUCCGGCGAUACGAGCAUGUUCCCGAGACGACAAAUAAGGCACGCCGUUCAAAGAAACUCGAAUAUCUUCUCGACGCGGACAUCUCGUGGAGCCCGAGCGCUAGAAAGAGCGGUACUCCUCUGGCGAUGUGCAAUAACAUAACCCGAAUUCUUGGGAACAGAGGGCGCCCCCAAAUAACAAGACCUCUGAGUCUGACGCAGGCUUGUAACGUCAGGUAUGUCUUCGAUGGCGGCGCCAUGGGCUCUAGAAGCAUUGUGCGCACCAGAUUUAGCUGUGUUUUCUGCCCGGAUCGCUUGCCUCAUGCAACGUUCGACAGAUUACAUUUCCAUUAUUUGAGCUUUCAUGAUCAUUUCACUUUCAAAGUUCAUGCGCCGCCAGAGACAAGCCCCUCGCUGUUCAUUCGCGUAGUACAGAUCGAGCUGGCGACACCUAGAUACGAAAGAGCCAGCGACAACGUGAGCGACGAGCGGGAGAUUACCUGGAACAAGCCAGAGAAUCCUUUCGACCUACAGCAAUACCUAUUGGAAGGUGGACUCAAUACUUGGGCCAGCGGUAAACAGGCAAACCUCAAAAUAAUCUCUAAGGCCGCCAGACCAGGCGUUAUGCUGAAUGGAGCCGCGCAAGCUGGAGACUCCCUCUCCAAAGGACGAGCCCGACUAACGCCGACUCCAGCCAGGCCUGGAGUAGGGCCCCCCGAAGAGGUCCAGGAGGUGCCAACUAAAAAGCGAAAGAGAUAUGAGGUUCCAGACAUCCCGGGAGUCGCUAUCUUUCGUUCACAAUCCAAGCGAGAGGUUGAGCCUGGAGAAAUACUGAGUGAGAGUGAUAUCGACCCGGACGAUUCGUGGCUACGAGUCAGACACAACGUAGAGGAUUUUCCGCGGCUUACGGGUGCGGCCAGGGAGUUUACGAUCAUGUUCGACGAACAUUUGAAGAACGAGCCAACGAAUCAAGGAGAGAGGCACGUCUCCGGCAUGAUCGUUCGAUUCACGCGGAAACACGCCGAGCGACUAGGAAAACCACAUCUAUUGAAAGAGUUCAAAACUAAGCUGAAUGAGCUGGAAAGCCUCGAGAUGAUCUCGGAAGAGUACAUCAAUUACUGCCUUGGCUUGAUUGCGAGCACGAGACAAGACACUAUCAAUGGCACGGCUAACGGACAGACUCACGGAUCCCCGGCUAUCAAGGAGGAGUCUGAGCCUUUCGUCAGUCGAAAUCCGCCGCCAGCCUCCACUAAGCCUGGCAACCGACUGGAUGUCAUAAUGAUCGAAGACAGUGAUACGGAGAUAGGCGCUGAGGUAUCGCCGGCUGUGCUUAAAUCCAGCCGCCCCAUCCAGCCAUCAACUCAGCACGCUACAGACGGCGAUGUGGAGAUGCAAGAUGCUGUCCAUCAUGCGCCAAACGCCUGUGUGUGCGGAAAGCUGGCCCUGGGUGCGCGUCAAGUAAUCAUCUGUCAGAACAACUAUUGCCCACAUUCAGAGUUUCACAUGGCUUGUGUUGGACUCAAGAAGAGAGUCCGCGGCUGGCGAUGUGAGGAUUGCAGGGCUUGACGAACGCGAUUUGCUCAAUACCACACCUGACUCAUGCUUUUUCUACAUCAAUUCUUUAGCAUUCGUGGCGUUAUAGGCACAGACGGAAGAUAUUAUCUGAGGCGCAACGGGGGUAUAUCCUUAGCGGGAAAAGGCACAUUGCAUUUUGUACUCUAUUAUGAGCGAACAGCUCUCGAAUCUUGAAGCACACUGUUUCUUCUC